UCGGAGCUGAUGGAGAGACAGCACGCAACUGGAAAAAAUUCAGACGUGGAUUUCAUGGAUCAAAUGGGUAUGAAUCAGUCUCAGGUUUCUUCUCUUGUCAAAACAUCUUGCUUAGUUUGUUUAACAUAUGUGAUUAAAACACUCUCAAGCCAUUAUUUGAAUAUAUAGUUUUGUCACUUAUGAUGGCAAUUUUGGGGACACAUUACUGCUUUAUCUUUUAAAAUAUCUAUUCCUGUCAGUUUAUUUUUACGUUUUCUUUCUUUUUUGAGGUAUUCCUCCACAUAAACAUUCACCUGUAUUUUCUCUGGAAAUUUAAUUAAUUAAUUUCUUUUACAAUUAACUCUGCAAUCUGUAUAGUAUUCAUUUUAAAUGUGUAGUAUAAAAUAGAAUCUAAUUUUGUGCCUUUUCCAGAUAGGUUGCCAAUGGUUUCAGCAUUGUGAACUGAAUAACACAACCUUCUUCCACUGAUGUGAUGUGUCAACAGCUGUUCUCCCAUUAGAUAAGGUGUAGCUUUCCAAAGGUCGGCCAUUUUCUCUCUACUCAAGAUGGUUACAUUCCAUUAUAGUACUUUUACCUUCUUGCUACAUCCAGCAGCCUGCUAAAGCACUGUGUUUAUAUUUUUGCCUUUCAAGAAUCCUAGUUCUAUGUAGUUUAGAACAGGUAUUUUCAAACAGGUUAUGUAUAUAAUGCAUAUAUGUUAUGUGUGUUUGUGUAUAUAUAUAUGUUAAAUAGUUAAAAAUCUUAAUAAUUAUUUUUUAAAAUUAGAAGUUAAGGAGUCCAAUGACAUAGAAUACUGCUCCAGAUGGUAUUCCUUUUGGAUGCUCUUGACAUUCCAGUUGCGCGUUUAAAAAGUACUUCAGGGAUUAAUGCUUGUUCUAAGGUUUUUCUGUUCUUCAGGUAUUUAGAGAGGUAAAGCUGUGUGGAUUCAGUUCCUGGAAUUUUCUAGAGAGAAAUAAGAGGGAAAUGUAAGAAAUGUAUGAGAUGAAAAAACGUUUUCAAUUAUGUUGCUGGCAGUACAAUGAUCUCAAUUUAAAGGAUGGAGGUGAGUUUUGGUACUUGCUACCACUGUCAUUAUCUCUUGAGACAGGAAAACAUGGCUAUGGUCCAUUUCUUUUUACUGCAAGUGGAAGGGUCAAGACACAAAACAUGGAGGCUUUUAGUAGGAGGUAAGUUAAAAAGUAACAGAAGUAUUUGACAGUGAAAAAUCACCUGCUGUUCUCUGUUGUACCCCUUACUCUCCAGCACAGCGUUUUCCCCCACCCAGCGACUUCAAAGCACUCGUCUUCUCUGACUUUGGAAGGAAAGGGAGGACCUGGGAAGAUUGAGACAGCUCACGGUGCAAAAUGGAGAAAGGGCUUCAUGGCCGGUGUGCAUUUGCCACCUAGUGACCAAAGGUUUCCAGUGGUGCCAGUAUCAAGGUCUUCCAACAUCUCCAGGUCUUCCAGCAACUGCAAGUCUUCCAACAAUAUCAAGGUCUUCCAGACAAUCCUGAACUUCCAGAAAAUACAUGUCUUCCAGACAAUCCAUGUCGUCCAACAACCUCCAAGUCUUCCAGAAAAUCCAGUCUUCCAUAAAAUCCAGACCUUCCAGGAAAAUCCAUGUCUUCCAGGAAAAUCCACGUCUUCCAGAAGAAUCCACGUCUUCCAGUACAAUCUAUGUCUUCCAGAAAAAUGUCUUCCACAAAAUACAAGUCUUCCCAUCAAUCCAAGUCUUCCAGAAAAAAAUCCUACGUCUUCCAGGAAAAUCAGUGUCUUCCAGUCAAUCCAGGUCUUCCAGAAAAAUCCAGGUCUUCCAGAUAAUCUAUGUCUUCCACCAGUUGAAGUCUUCCAGAAACUCAAGUCUUCCACUAAAUCCAGGUCUUCCAAUAAAUCCAUGUCUUCCAAUAACCUCCAGGUCUUCCAGCCAAGAUAGGUCUUCCUGAAGAUGUACGUCUUCCUGAAGAUCGAUGUCUUCCAGAAACUUCUCAGUCUUCCACAUAUUCAUGUCUUCCAAAUAAUCUUGGUCUUCCAGAUAAUUCAGAUCUUCCUGAAAAAUCCAUGUUUUCCAGAAAAUUUAUGUCUUCCCAAUAUCUAUGUCUUCCAGUAAUGUUCUGGUCUUCCAUCAAUCUAUAUCUUCCAGAAAAUCCAUGUCUUCCAUCAAAUCCAUAGCUUCCAGGAAGUCCAUGUCUUCCAGGUAAUCGAUGUCUUCCCAAAUUUCUAUGUCUUCCCAAAAAUCCAGGUCUCCCCCAAAAUCCAAGUCUUCCCAAAAUCCAGGUCUUCCCAAAAAUCCAUGUCUUCCCAAAAAUCUACAUCUUCCUGAAUAUCCAUGUCUUCCUGGAAAUCCAUGUCUUCCUGGAAAUCCAUGUCUUCCUGGAAAUCCAUGUCUUCCUGGAAAUCCAUGUCUUCCUGGAAAUCCAUGUCUUCCUGGAAAUCCAAGUCUUCCCAAAAAAUCCAGGUCUUCCUGAAAAUCCACGUCUUCCAAAAAUAUCCAUGUCUUCCUGGAAAUCCACGUCUUCCUAAAAAUCGAUGUCUUCCUGAAAAAUCCAGGUCUUCCUGGAAAUCCAUGUCUUCCUGAAUAUGUAUGUCUUCCUGAAAAUCCACAUCUUCCUGGAAAAUCCAAGUCUUCCCAAAAAAUCCAGGUCUUCCUGGAAAUCCAUGUCUUCCUGGAAAUCCACGUCUUCCUGGAAAUCCAAGUCUUCGCCAAAAUCCAGGUCUUCCUAGAAAUCCAUGUCUUCCUGGAAAUCCACAUCUUCCUGGAUAUCCACGUCUUCCUGGAAAAUCCAAGUCUUCCCAAAAAAUCCAGGUCUUCCUGGAAAUCCACGUCUUCCUGAAUAUGUAUGUCUUCUGGAAAAUCCAUGUCUUCCUGGAAAUCCAUGUCUUCCUGGAAAUCCACGUCUUCCUGGAAAUCCAAGUCUUCCCAAAAAAUCCAGGUCUUCCUGGAAAUCCACGUCUUCCUGAAUAUGUAUGUCUUCUGGAAAAUCCAUGUCUUCCUGAAAAUCCACGUCUUCCUGGAAAUCCACGUCUUCCUGGAAAUCUAAGUCUUCCCAAAAAAUAAAGGUCUUCCCAAAAAAAUCCAUGUCUUCCUGGAUAUCCACGUCUUCCUGAAUAAGUAUGUCUUCUGGAAAAUCCAUGUCUUCCUGGAAAUCCAUGUCUUCCUGGAAAUCCACGUCUUCCUGGAAAUCAAAGUCUUCCCAAAAAAUGAAGGUCUUCCUGGAAAUCCACGUCUUCCUGAAUAUGUAUGUCUUCUGGAAAAUCCAUGUCUUCCUGGAAAUCCAUGGCUUCCUGGAAUUCCACGUCUUCCUGGAAAUCGAAGUCUUCCCAAAAAUUCAAUGUCUUCCUGGAAAUCCUGUCUUCCUGGAAUUCCACGUCUUCCUGAAAAUCUACGUCUUCCUGAAAAUCUACGUCUUCCUAGAAAUCCAUGUCUUCCUGAAGUCCAGGUCUUCCUGGAAAUCCUCGUCUUCCUGGAAAUCCAUGUCUUCCAAAAAAAUCCAAGUCUUCCUGAAAAUCCAAGUCUUCCAAAAAAAAAAAAAUCCAGGUCUUCCUGGAAAUCCACGUCUUCCUGAAAAUCUACGUCUUCCUGAAAAUCCACGUCUUCCAGGAAAUCCACGUCUUCCCGGAAAAUCCAAGUCUUCCUGAAAAUCUACGUCUUCCUGAAAAUCCACGUCUUCCAGGAAAUCCACGUCUUCCUGGAAAAUCCAAGUCUUCCCAAAAAAUCCAGGUCUUCCUGUAAAUCCACGUCUUCCUGAAAAUCUACGUCUUCCUGAAAAUCCACGUCUUCCAAGAAAUCCACGUCUUCCCGGAAAAUCCAAGUCUUCCCAAAAAAUUGAUGUCUUCCUGGAAAUCCACGUCUUCCUGAAUAUCUACGUCUUCCUGAAAAUCCAAGUCUUCCCAAAAAAUCCAGGUCUUCCUAGAAAUCCAUGUCUUCCUGGAAAUCUACGUCUUCCUGAAAGUCCACGUCUUCCUGGAAAUCCAUGUCUUCCUGGGUAUCUAUGUCUUCCCGGAAAUCCAAGUCUUCCUAAAAAUCCACGUCUUCCUGAAAAUCCACGUCUUCCUGGAAAUCCAUGUCUUCCAAAAAAAUCCAUGUCUUCCUGAACAUCCAUGUCUUCCCGGAAAUCCAAGUCUUCCAAAAAAAAAUCCAGGUCUUCCUGGAAAUCCACGUCUUCCUGAAAAUCUACGUCUUCCUGAAAAUCCACGUCUUCCAGGAAAUCCACGUCUUCCCGAAAAAUCCAAGUCUUCCCAAAAAAUCCAGGUCUUCCUGUAAAUCGAUGUCUUCCUGAAAAUCUACAUCUUCCUGAAAAUCCACGUCUUCCAAGAAAUCCACGUCUUCCCGGAAAAUCCAAGUCUUCCCAAAAAAUCCAUGUCUUCCUGGAAAUCCACGUCUUCCUGAAUAUCUACGUCUUCCUGAAAAUCCAAGUCUUCCCAAAAAAUCCAGGUCUUCCUAGAAAUCCAUGUCUUCCUGGAAAUCUACGUCUUCCUGGAAAUCCAUGUCUUCCCAGAUAUCCAUGUCUUCCCAAAAUUCAGGUCUUCCUGGAAAUCCAUGUCUUCCUGGGUAUCUACGUCUUCCUGGAAAUCCAUGUCUUCCUGAAAAUCUAUGUCUUCCUGAAAAACCAUGUCUUCCUGAAAAUCCAUGUCUUCCCAGAAAUCCAAGUCUUCCCCAAAAUCCAGGUCUUCCUGAAAAUCCAGGUCUUCCCGGAAAUACACGUCUUCCUGAAAAUCUACGUCUUCCUGAAAAUCCAUGUCUUCCUGGAAAUCCAUGUCUUCCCAAAUAUCCAAGUCUUCCCAAAAAUCCAAGUCUUCCUGGAAAUCCACGUCUUCCAGAAAAUUCACGUCUUCCCGGAAAUCCAUGUCUUCCCAGAAAUCCACGUCUUCCUGGAAAUUAAAGUCUUCCCAAAAAAUUCAGGUCUUCCUGGAAAUCCACGUCUUCCUGAAUAUCUACGUCUUCCUGAAAAUCCAAGUCUUCCCAAAAAAUCCAGGUCUUCCUAGAAAUCCAUGUCUUCCUGGAAAUCUACGUCUUCCUGGAAAUCCAUGUCUUCCCAGAUAUCCAUGUCUUCCCAAAAUUCAGGUCUUCCUGGAAAUCCAUGUCUUCCUGGGUAUCUACGUCUUCCUGGAAAUCCAUGUCUUCCUGAAAAUCUAUGUCUUCCUGAAAAACCAUGUCUUCCUGAAAAUCCAUGUCUUCCCAGAAAUCCAAGUCUUCCCCAAAAUCCAGGUCUUCCUGAAAAUCCAGGUCUUCCCGGAAAUACACGUCUUCCUGAAAAUCUACGUCUUCCUGAAAAUCCAUGUCUUCCUGGAAAUCCAUGUCUUCCCAAAUAUCCAAGUCUUCCCAAAAAUCCAAGUCUUCCUGGAAAUCCACGUCUUCCAGAAAAUUCACGUCUUCCCGGAAAUCCAUGUCUUCCCAGAAAUCCACGUCUUCCUGGAAAUUAAAGUCUUCCCAAAAAAUUCAGGUCUUCCUGGAAAUCCACGUCUUCCUAAAAAUCUAAGUCUUCCUGAAAAAUCCACGUCUUCCUGGAAAUCCAUGUCUUCCCGGAAAUCCAAGUCUUCCCCAAAAAUCCAAGUCUUCCUGGAAAUCCAUGUCUUCCUGGAAGUCGAAGUCUUCCCAAAAAUCCAGGUCUUCCUGGAAAUCCAUGUCUUCCUGGAAAUCCGCGUCUUCCUGAAAAUCUAUGUCUUCCUGAAAAUCCACGUCUUCCUGAAAAUCCAUGUCUUCCCGGAAAUCCAAGUCUUCCCAAAAAUCCAGGUCUUCCUGAAAAUCCAGGUCUUCCUGGAAAUCCAUGUCUUCCCAAAAAAUCAACAUCUUCCCAGGAAAUCCACGUCUUCCUGAAAAUCUACGUCUUCCUGGAAAUCCAUGUCUUCCCAAAAAAUCCACAUCUUCCCAGGAAAUCCGCGUCUUCCUGAAAAUCCACGUCUUCCUGGAAAUCCACGUCUUCCUGACAAUCCACGUCUUCCUGGAAAUCCAUGUCUUCCUAAAAAUCCACAUCUUCCUGAAAAUCCACGUCUUCCUGGAAAUCCAUGUCUUCCUAAAAAUCUACAUCUUCCUGAAAAUCCACGUCUUCCUGAAAAUCUACGUCUUCCUGAAAAUCUACGUCUUCCUGGAAAUCCAUGUCUUCCCAGAUAUCCAUGUCUUCCCAAAAAAUUCAGGUCUUCCUGGAAAUCCACGUCUUCCUGAAAAUCCAGGUCUUCCCAGAAAUCCAUGUCUUCCCAGAAAUCAAUGUCUUCCCAGAAAUCCACGUCUUCCUGGAAAUUCACGUCUUCCUGAAAAUCUACGUCUUCCUGAAAAACCACGUCUUCCUGAAAAUCCAUGUCUUCCUGGAAAUCCACGUCUUCCGGAAAUCCAAGUCUUCCCAAAAAAUUCAGGUCUUCCUGGAAAUUUACGUCUUCCUGGAAAUCCAUGUCUUCCUAAAAAUCUACGCCUUCCUGAAAAAUCCACGUCUUCCUGGAAAUCCACGUCUUCCUGAAAAUCCAAAUCUUCCCUGAAAUCCAAGUCUUCCCAAAAAAUCCAGGUCUUCCGGAAAUCCAUGUCUUCCUGAAAAUCUACGUCUUCCUGGAAAUCCACGUCUUCCUGAAAAUCUAUGUCUUCCUGGAAAUCCACGUCUUCCUGAAAAUCUAUGUCUUCCUGAAAAUCCAUGUCUUCCCAGAAAUCCACGUCUUUCCAGAAAUCGAAGUCUUCCCAAAAAAUCCACGUCUUCCUGAAAAUCCACGUCUUCCUGGAAAUCCAAGUCUUCCCAAAAAAUCCAGCUCUUCCUGGAAAUCCAAGUCUUCCUGGAAAUCCAUGUCUUCCCGGAAAUCCCAGUCUUCCCAAAAAAUCCAGGUCUUCCUGGAAAUCCACGUCUUCCUGAAAAUCUACGUCUUCCUUAAAAUCCAGGUCUUCCUGGAAAUCCAAGUCUUCCCAAAAAAUCCACAUCUUCCCUGGAAAUCCGCGUCUUCCUGAAAAUCCACGUCUUCCUGGAAAUCCAUGUCUUCCUGGAAAUCCACGUCUUCCUGAAAAUCCACAUCUUCCUAGAAAUCCAUGUGUUCCCAGAAAUCCAUGUCUUCCCAGAAAUCCAAAUCUUCCCAAAACAUCCAGGUCUUCCUGGAUAUCCAUGUCUUUCUGCAAACCUAUGUCUUCCUGGAAAUCAAGGUCUUCCCGGAAAUUUAAGUCUUCCCAAAAAAUCCACAUCUUCCCAGGAAAUCCACGUCUUCCUGGAAAUCCAUGUCUUCCCGGAAAUCCACGUCUUCCCAAAUAAUCCAGGUCUCCCUGGAAAUCCAUGUCUUCCCAAAAAUCUACGUCUUACUGAAAAUCCACGUCUUCCUGAAAAUCCAAGUCUUCUCAGAAAUCUAAGUCUUCCCAGAAAUCCAAGUCUUCCCAAAAAAUCCAUGUCUUCCUGAAAAUCCAUGCCUUCCUGAAAAAUCUACGUCUUCCCAAAAAUCCGCAACUUCCCAAAAAUCCACAGCUUCCCAGAAAUCCACGUCUUCCUGGAAAUCUUUGUCUUCCUGAAAAUCCACGUCUUCCCAAAAAUCCACAGCUUCCCCAAAAUCCACAGCUUCACGAAAAUCCAAGUCUUCCCAAAAAUCCACAUCUUCCUGGAAAUCCACGCCUUCCUGGAAAUCCACGUCUUUCUGAAAAUCCAUGUCUUCCUGGAAAUCCACGCCUUCCUGGAAAUCCACGCCUUCCUGGAAAUCCACGCCUUCCUGAAAAUCCACGUCUUCCUGAAAAUCCACGUCUUCCUGAAAAUCCACGUCUUCCUGAAAAUCCACGUCUUCCUUGAAAUCCACGUCUUCCUUGGAAAUCCAUGUCUUCCUGGAAAUCCACAUCUUCCUGAAAAUCCACGUCUUCCUGAAAAAUCCACGACUUCCCAAAAAUCCACUUCUUCUGGAAAAAUCCAUGUCUUCCAAAAAGUACAUGUCUUCCUACACCUCCAGGUCUUCCAGCAUCUCCAGGGCUUCCAGCAUCUGCCUGUCCUCCAACAUCGCCACAUCUUCCAACAUCUGUGUCUUCCAAUAUCUUCAGGUGUUCCUGUAACUACCCAGUCUUCCAUCAGCAGGCUCCAUAUCUGCACCUACCAGUGUCUACUGUGUAUUGGUUUCCGAUAUUCAGGUUUUCCAGUGUCUUCCAUAUACAGUGUUCUGUCUGCAUGUAUGCCUGAAGGCCACAAGAGGGCGCAAGAUACCAUUACAGAUGAAUGUGAGCUACCAUGUGAAUUGAACUCAGGACCUCUGGAAGAACACUCACUUACAGUAGGUACAGUGGUGUGUGAACUGUACCAAGGGUAAUGCAGAAGCAGGUGUUACAGUUGGAGACCCAUCAGUGAGAUCGGGAAGUAGGGGACCCCUGAGAGAUCGCCCUGGGAAGGCUGGCCAGCAGGCCCUUGCCCAGCUCGCAUAUGGUAGGUCCAGUGGCAUGCAAACUGUACCGAGAGUAACGCAGAAGCAGUUGUUACAGCCAGCAGAGGUUCCAGUAGGACACACAACAAGGAAAGCAGCUGGCUAGCAGGGCUCUGAGACAAUCACCUACAAAGAAGUUUUCCUACCAUCUCCAGCCAGAUUCAUCAUGUCAUACUAUCCACACUUCAGCCUCUGGAAAGUUUUCCAGGAUGCUUUUGAAAUAUAUAGAUUAGCUGAGGAGGAGGAGGAGGAAGAAAUGGAAGAGAAGGAGGUGGAGGAAGAAGAGGAAGAAACAGAAGAGGAUGAGGAGGAAGAGGAAGAAAUGGAAGAGGAGGAGGAGGAAGAAGAAGAAGAGGAGGAAGAGGAUGAAAAGGAAGAGGAGGACGACGAAGAUGAGGCCGAGGAGGCAGGGGCAGCCACUUAUAGCGACAGCAUCUUGUCUACAUCAUCUGCCUCUUUAAGAUUCACUUUGCCCUCCUUCUGUGCUUCCUCACCUUCCGCUUCCUUAUCACAUCCUCUGUUUUGGAGCAAUCCAGAUGAGGCAGAAGAGUCUGCUACCUGGAUGCUGAGUAUUUCACAGAGUUACCAGAGCUCUUACUCCUUUACUUCACAUAUCAACUUAGUUGAAGAAUAUGGCAGCCCAGAAGAAGAGAGUUUAAACACUUCGAAGUUGACAGACGAAGUUUCCGCAUGGCAAAAUCUCAAAAAGCAAAAGGUCACUGAACUGGUGAAUCUCCUGCUCCUGAAAUAUAGAAUGAAAGAACCUAUCCAGGAAAUGGAAAUGCUCGGGGUUCUCACCAAAGACCACAAGAAACAAUUCCCUGCCAUCUUUGAGGAAGCUGCUAAGUGCUUAGAGAUGAUUUUUGGCGUUGAUAUAAAGGAAGAUGAUCCUGUAAGCAGCUCUUACGUGCUUACCAACACACUAAACCUCACAUAUGAUGACAACAACAGGAGGUUGCCUAGAAAUGCCUUCCUGAUAGUUAUUCUGGGUGUAAUAUUCAUAGAGGGGGACUGUGCCUCUGAAGAAAGCAUGUGGGAAUUCCUGAAUAUGUUAGGAAUAUAUGAUGGGAAGGAGCAUUUCAUUUAUGGGGAGCCCAGGGAGUUCCUCACUAGAGAUUUAGUGCAGCAAAAUUAUCUGAAAUAUAGGCAGGUGCCCGAGAGUUAUCCUCCACGUUAUGUGUUCCUGUGGGGUCCAAGAGCCUACUCUGAAACCACCAAGAUGAAAGUUCUUGAAUUUUUGACCAAAUUUACAAGGAGGGAACCAAUGUAUUUCUCAUCUUUAUAUAAUCAGGCAUUGAGAGAUGAGGGCUCCAGAAAUGGCCCCAUGGAGGAUUAGUACCAUUUUGAUAACAACAUGGGGCAACCCAAUUACUGAUUUUAAAAGGGACAGUCAAAAUUUUAAGUAAGGGGAGAAUGUCAGUGUUAGUCUGGGCCAUGCGGAGAACACACUAUAGUGCAACUUUGUGUUCUGGUUUUAGAUGAUGAUAAUUGGUUCAUCUAUUUUCUCUUUAGAUGUUUUUUUCAGUGCUCGUCUUCAUAAUUGAAAGUGUGGUCCAUUUCCUUUGCAAUGCAAGUUUUUGAUUACUUACAUCUGUUCUUGUACCAGAUUUUGAGAAAAUGUAGGGAAACUAUUCAAUGGUCAAUCUUUGAGUUGCUUUAAUACUUUUAGUCAGGCCGGGUGAUGGUGGCGCAUGCCUUUAAUCCCAGCACUUGGGAGGCAGAGGCAGGCGGAUCUCUGAGUUCGAGACCAGCCUGGUCUACAAGAGCUAGUUCCAGGACAGGCU
Molecule: messenger RNA, 10117 nt
Organism: Microtus oregoni (creeping vole)
Lineage: Eukaryota; Metazoa; Chordata; Mammalia; Rodentia; Cricetidae
Product: melanoma-associated antigen B4-like
Exons: 9
Coding region: 8500-9669 (389 amino acids)
Biological process (GO): negative regulation of transcription by RNA polymerase II
Cellular component (GO): nucleus
Source: RefSeq, a predicted model, not a curated record